CCUCGGCCGCCGCCGUUCGUGACCAAUCUCGAUGCUGGCACACACAUGUGAUGAACUUUUUUUUAAAUAGUGCAGUGGCAUUCCAUUUUUAAAUAUUUGAAUACGUUUCAUUUUUGUGGCGCCAAAAUGGGUUCCCACGACAUUCCAGCCCGACGGCGACUGUAGGCCUUGCCAGGUGUUAUCCAAAUCGCAGGAUGUUUUCCCUAUGUCGGCGGUACAAAGAUGAACACGAACAUGGCGGUACACAGAUCAAGGGUGGCUACAUGCUACGCUACAAACGGAAAUACUUGUGGAACUCCUGGUCAGAAGAAUGGGUGGUAUUGUACGACGACUCAACAAUGGCAUGGUUUAAGGACGCAUCAGGAAAAUAUAUGGCAACACAGAAACACCUCGUGAAGGAGAGUCCAGAGAUGCUGGCCAUCGCGAACUGGACGGGGCAGGUGCCGCGGCGGCCCACCUUGCCCCCGGGGGCGCGGCUCUCACAGCUGAUGGCAUUAGGCUCCAGGCGGGACCCUGGACAGGUCGUGUGGAUGUUGGCCAAAUCUGACACCGAGAUGAAGGAAUGGAUGCAAGCAAUAUCAAAAACGCUCCCUCCACCGCCACAAAUCGAGCUUGUCAUGUCAAUGCCAUAUCUACGAACAGCAUUCAAGCGACCAACGGUCAGAGUAAGACCAACACCUUCAGAUGUGUACUCUAGAAGUGGUCGGAACACAGUCGGCGCGCUAGACGGCCGCGGGCUGGUUGCAGUCAUCAAGAGGCAGGUGCCGCUGGCUGGGCAACUGGGGCACGAGCUGGCCUGGGGCCAGGGGUGGGGAUGGGUCACGUUGCCAAACGGCGUUUGGAGUGGACGCUUGACCUGGUCGCAAGAAGGCGAAGACUUCGCGCUGCACGCUAUGCCAAUAAUGCAUCACACAAACGUCUCCCAAGCUUGCUCCAUGCUGGACGGAGUGACUGCAUAUGAGGCUUCAGCUUACGAACAAGCGUUGGCUGAAUAUGACGAUACGGCGGCCACAUCGGACGAUUGGGACUUCGGAGUCGACUGCGGGGACUUUAUGAUGUAAACGAUAUUAAAACUUUUCUUUUUGAAUUUUAAGUUCAUUUCACAUUACGUGCUGAUUUGGAAAAGGGACAUUGAACAAAUUAAAAUAUGAUAAAUUAUAGCAGACAAUUUGUUAAUAGCCUGAGCAACCUAGAUGAUACAAACAAAGCGAGUAUUUGAACAAUCGUGAUUUAUUUGACAUGCUUAGAAUGAAAUGUUAAAGAUAUGUUACAUCUGGAAUAAUUUCAAUACUUAUAAUAACUUUAUUAUUCAGAUAUUAAACAAAUAAUCUUUGGUAACAUCAGCCGCUUAUCUGAUUUGAUACAAAACAAAAUUGAAUUUUGUGAGUCAUAUUAUCAUCAUCAAAGCCUCUUCCAAUCAGCACUUCGAGCAUAUUUAAAGACCUACAAAGACAAACUGUAGAGUCUACUCAGUAUUAUUUAAAAUCAUUAGAAAUUUAAAUUUCGAAGACAUUAAGCAAAAAGAAUGCAUUUAAAUUAUUUUAUAUUUACUGAUUAAGUUUUUUUUUUUUUUUGUUAAAGAAACACUAGACAAACUUCUAUACUGCUUAUUGUGAAAUAUGUUUUAUACUUUUUCUUUGGAAACGAACUAAAGUAAUUUUAUUUGUUUCCAAAGAGAUAAUAUUUUUUCUUCGUGUUUCUUUAAAAUAACUUUAUUAUACGAUCGGAGUGCAAUAAAGUGUCUAGACGAGUAAAAUCUACAGUUUUGAUUUGUACUUUUUGUUCAAUACAAAAAUGCUGAUGUUCAUUCAUUCACGGACAAUUCAUUGCUCAAAAUUAGACGAGUGAUAUUGUGCUGGUCACGAUAAAAUGAUGUGCCAAUUAUAAUGAUGUUUCUACAAAUGUGUAAACAACGCAUCUUAUGAAUUUUGUAUUUGUCAGUAGAUUGAGAACAGUACUAGGGGUACAACUCAAUAGAUCUACGUUGACACCAUACUGACAUAUUAACAUACUUCCCCUCUAUGCAAAAUACAUUUCGGUUAUUGCGAUAGCUAGUAGAAAAGUCCAUAUGGGGCCGUAGGUACUAUUCUUAAUCUAUGACCCUAAUUGUAGUCCAAAUAGAAUAGUGGUACCACAGAUAAUAUAAUACUAUUGGUAGUACUUAAUCUGUGGUCCAAUUGUAUGGAGAUAAUCAGUAAUAGUAAAAUAUUGAAAUUAGCUUUUAUAGCUUAUAUCAAUCAUGUGUCAAUUCCAUACAUUUAUCCCCUUGUUCAUACAAAUACCAAUCAUCUAAUAAACAUAUUAUAGCUCUUCUGUGUCUUAGCUAUUGAUUAAGGUAGAUUGACCUUUUUUCUUGAGCUAAAUUCUUAAUUUAAAAAGUGAUAAUUCACAUAUAUACUUGGAAUGCGAUUUCAGGUUUUAUGAAUAAGAGGUUAGACUUUUCUACUAUCAAUAUCGCUAAAAUGUACUUUGUGUAGAGGACCUAACACAUCCACGCCGCAGUCUGUGGUAGUGAAAUGAUAAAAAUAUUAAGAUUGAGUUACAAUAAAAACCGACUUCAAUUGUGGUAAAACCGGUUAUUUUCAUGUAAAAUUUAAACUACUCGAUUGAUUUUGAUAAAACGUCUAUAUGAAAAAUCUGUAUAAUAUCCAUUAAGAUAAGAAAGGAUUUUCCAAAUCGGUUUACACCUGACAGAGUUAUGAGGUAACAAACAAAAAAAAAUACAACCAAACGAAAGAAGGUACUCAUUCUUUUUAAAUGACACGUUAACAUUAAGCAAUUAAAAAAACAAUGCACUUGUAAUUGAUAAUGCGUAAUGUUUUAAUAUUACAGAGUACUUUUGUAUAUCCUAAUUUGAGUAAUGUAAUAUUAGUAUUUAGUUUUGAGUAGUUAAGAUUUGAUCUUUCAGAUACUGUUUCAGUUAGCAGAAGUUCUCAAUUGGCAUGUAUUUUUUUUUUUUGUAUGUUUCUUACUUUAUAAUUUUUUAAUUUAUAAACCAAUUUGGAAAAUUCUUUUCUUCUUUAUAUGAAAGGAUAUACUUUCAGAUUGGCCCCAUAGAAAUUUUAUCGAAAUUGGUACAGUUGUUUAGUUUUUAAAUCAAAAUAACUGGUUUAGUCACAAUUAAAGUCUACUUUUUUUUUGAGGAAACAAUUCUUAAAUUCCCUUUAUAUUACUAAAGCUAGUGUGCAAGAAAACAUAGACAUUUAAAAUUUUUAAAUGGAGAUGUCAACAUAUUCAAUAUAUUUCGCAGUAGGGCAAAUUUAUUAGAUUUUUACUACCACAGUCUGCAGUGACUCGGUGUGCUUAGAAUUACUGCAAUCGAAAAUGAACUUUAAUGUUUAUAAAACAAAACUCAAUACACUAAUAGUUGCAUGCUCUAAAGUAGUAACUGUAUGUAUGUCAUAGAAAAGAUGUGUGUAGCCAUGAAACUGUUUAGAUCUUUAAGUUGUACGGCCUAUACAGCUUAGAUUAGUGUUAGCAAAUGAUGUCGAACCACUGGAGGGACUAACUCCAAUUUCUUCAACCCUUUCUAUACUGUGUACUCUUUAUAUUUGGUAUAAUAUUUGAUAAAAAAAAGUUUCCUGCAAAGCAAAAUUUGAUGGUAAUAGGGCUGAUGUAAGGCAAUAAAGUGAAAACAAUUUUCAGUAUUUUUUUAUAUAAUUUCUAUUGAAGUAACAAUACAUUACUUAAUAAUCAUCCUAGUACAUAAUUUAAAAAUACAGUAAACUCGCCAGACACAAUUUAAAACAGCAUGCAAUAUCUAACAGCUAAAACAUUCUUAGUAACAAAAAAAAAAUGCAUCUGAAAAGAUAGAUACUUCAAAAAAACUAAUUUGAAUUUUAGAAACGAUAAUCUUGUUCAUACAAGGUCGUUAAUUUUAGUUUACCAUUGCCAGAUACUUAGUAAAAAAUUAUAAUAUUUUUUUAUGACUACUAAAUCAUUCGGUGUUCUCAUAAUGAAUUCUUACAAAUAUCAUUAAAGACUUAAAAAUGCUGGUUCUAUUAUCAUCAGGUUUAUUAUUUUUUUAAUAAGAAUGGUACAUUCAUUAAAUUUUUCACUUUACACAAAACAUUUUGACAUGUUAUUAAACUGUUAUCUCAAUUUGGAAACGAUGUCUUUGUGAAAACAUUUUCGAAUCCUUUACUCGACACUUUCAGGGUAAUUCAGCUUAUAUUGUCAUAAAACUUUGAAAUUUAUACUCGUGUCUUGGAGACAUAAAUAGAUCGGGUAAAGCGAAAAUUUAUUGGAAUUAUUUAUUUUAACAUUUCGCUAUGGGUCAAUACUUACACUUAUAUUUUGUGAGAAAAGAACGUAGUAAGCCUUAGUAAUAUAAUUUGUAUUAACAUAAUUAUAUAUUCAAAAUAAUUACAAUAACCGUAGAAAUGAUUAACAUUCUACCCAAAUCUUUGUAAAAGAACCCUCAGUAAUAAAUAUUAUAUAAUUAUUAAAAACAGUCUGUAAUUGUAAAUUAUUUGAUAAAAAAACAUCUGGAAUACAAUCCAAAAUUGAUAAUUCUGUAAUACGGUGCACUCAAAUACGAGUCAAUUUAAAAAUGUAUUAAAAAAAACUGCGAACAUAACAUUUUGAGAAUAUUGAAGUUGUUCUAUGGAAAAUAAAAUUUACUUGUUUUAAAAAUGCCUCAAAUGUGAAAAAACAAAAUUUGAAAACGUUUAAAACGAAAUUAAAUGUAAGUAUUUUCCCCUAAAAUAAUCGAUGACCCCUUAUUGAUAGUGACACCAAUAGCAACAGAGAAAUAAUUGUAAUCUACUCGUAAACAUGUGAAUGAUUCGUAUUCUAGACGUAAGUUACUCAAUUUGGUGUUAGUAUGUAGUGAAUGUGGUCGGUAGAGUACCGUUUGUCUGAUUGAAACAGCCAAUAAAAAAAAAAAACAUUUGAAGAUCUUUUAAAAAUAAACAUGUCGAUAAACAAUAUUUUUUAUUUUAUUUUUUGACUAAUAUUUUUUUAUACUUGCAUUAAAGACUAAUUCCUUUGAUAAAAUUAACAUAAUAGUAAUUUGUCAAUUAAAUUAUAAAUAUAUAAAAAAAAUUGUCAGGCAUUUAGUAAGCUUAACGAUCCUGGUUAUACUAGGUUAGAUACGAUAAAACCAGGCAACAAAGUACUUAUUUGAAGUUACAAGUACAUCGUAACAUCCGAAUCGGAGCAAAUUUUGUUCCAUAAAAAGAUAACGUAAAAUAAAAAUAAAGUUGCCUAAAUAGUUUUUACUUUUUAUACCGACGUAAUACGUAAAUGACGGAUACUAUUUUGAAAGCAAUCUAUAUAAAAAAAAGCUUAUGGUUUAUUAAACAAUAGAAAACUUAAUAAGGAAUGGAAAACAUGGAAACUAUAUGACAAAUUGUAACCAUGUCGCCUAUAAAAACAUUACAGAAUAUACUGUUGCAUAUUAUAAAGUAUUCAUAAAUAACAUCGAUAUUUAUUUCUAAAAGGUCUUUUAACACCCAAAAUUUUAACCAACGUUUUGGCAUAGCGUCAAUAUAUUUAGGUGUGGUAUUGUAAAUUAGUACAAUUAAUAAAAAAUAUAUAUAUAUCUAGUUGCUAUAAAAUCUUCCGACCUACCCAAAGACUGCCUAACGUUAUUAUUACCUGUGCCGUCAGUCUCAACAUGGACAAUGAUCGAUUAUCGAUCGAUUUCGGUCGUUCAAUCGUACCUAAUAGUUCGUUUACACACUCGCGUCAAAUGUGUGUAAAAAGUACACGUUACACUAUAGAAUAAAUUUAUAUUUCUAUUAACUUUUACUUACAACAUAUGCGCAUAAAUUUUGGAAAUAUAUAAUUACCUCAAAAACGACUUAUCAAGAUAAAACAUUUAACAAACAAAUUUUAACCUACAUCUUCAGAAAUAUAACUCUGAAAAAUACAUCCAAUUUGAUGUAUUAGACGCCGAAAUAAACAUACAAACAAUAAAAAGGACAAAAAUAAAAAAUAAAAUAUAUUAUUUUGGCCAUUAUAGUUGCUAUUAGGAUCCCUCGUAUAAUUUUUUCCUUAAAUAUCUUCUAACAAUAUCAUAUAUAAGACAGCAUUUAUUUAUAAUUUUAUAACAAUUAUUGUAAGAUGGUAUAAACAGUGUCAGGGCGAAUCUUGUUUUAUUUUCAUCUCGCGACUUGUACAUAAGCUAUUAGAUUCGAUUUAACGACCGAAAUCGACUGGUAAACGAUCGCUGUGUAUGUAGAAACUGCCGGCACUGAUACCCGUGUUGUGUGUACCCUAAGCAUGGUAAUCGCGAUAGAACCCUGGCCCCGCGAGCAUGCUACAUUGCAAGUGAUUAUUAAUAACUUAAAAAAAUAAUUCACAGUGGGUGUGGAUUUUUUAUAUUUUUUUCGUCUAUACUUUACGCGAUAUUUCGCCAAUUACAUGAAUCGAUUUUUUGAUUAUUUAAUUUUUAUCUUGAUUGUUUUUUUUUUUGUGGAAUAAAAUUUCAAAUAUUAGCAAUCCUUACAGAUAAAAUUUUAUUGCAUUUUCCAUCUUUCUUUUUAUAUAACUUUUACGCCCUCGAUGUGUUCAUAGAAUUGAAUUAAUGAUUUUAUUUGGAAAUCUUGCAAUGUAGCAAUAUUUGUCGUAGUAGGUAAUUAAAUUACGGUGUAAUCCCUACGAAAUUAGUGUAAUUAAUUAGUCGUCUUAUUUUAAGCGGUGUAACGUUUAUUAUUAAAAAACAUUUAAUUGUUUUUCCUUGGUUUUUACUGAUGCCAUAGAAAUAAAAGGAGACCGCAUUAUUAGAUGUAGUAGCAAAGUUACUGCCUUUCUACAACUUGGUACUUUUACAAGGAAUUAUCCUAUAGGAUACUUAUACAUAAGUUAUAGAAGGAAUUUGAAUUCUUCUCAGAUCAAGUCCCCAAAAUAUACACGCUCAGUUUGUAUAGAAAUAUAGGAAAAUAUAUGGAAAUGUCUAUAUCUGUAUGCGUCCACCUCCUUUAAUUUCUAUGCUUAAUACGAAAAAAAUCCUUUUUUAAACACCUAAUUUAUUCAUAAAUAUUUCGGGUCAAUGAGUUUCUUUAAAAGAUAUUUUACUAGUAAAAAAAUAUAAUUAUCACAAAAUAACCAUAAAAUGUUUAUUAUCAGUUCAUUAUUACAUUAUUUUAAUCAAAUUUUAUGCAAUGUUUUUAGUAUUGGUACAUACCAAUUGCAUGAAAUUUAUUAUUGUUUAAUUAUAAAUUCGGAAAAGAUAUUUUUAUUUUUUUGACCAUAACUGUGAUUUGGUUUUUCUUAUUAAAUAACUGCCAUAAAAUGUACCCGUAGGUUUUUCCAUUUAGAUUAAAUUUUAUGUACUUUGCUGUUGUUUGACAUAUUUUAAUUAUAAGUAUAAAAUAUAUUCCAUUUUUUAAUAAUUUAUGUUUUAUAUUAUAAAAAUGUCACGGGUAAAAAUAAUUAAAAUAGUACUUAUUAUAAAUCGUAUUUAUGUUAUUUACUCGUAUUUUAUUUUUAUUAUUAUAGUUAAACAAUUAUUUUAUAAUUAAUUAAUAUUAGUCAGCAAUAAUAUUUAUGGACGCUGGAUUCGUCGAGAUGACAUAUUUUUGUAAGGAAAUGCUUGCAUGUUUAAUUUUAAUGAUAAAUUAUAAUUGUCAAUGUGUUCGUUUAUAUUUAUUAUUUAUAAUGACCACCUAAUAAUAUUAUUAUGAUAUUUUUGUGGAUGCUUGUUCAACGAUCAAAUAAUUUUGUUUGAUCUAAUAGGUACUUUGUUCUAUUUGUCAAAGUUGAUCGUAAGUAUAAUAAAAUUUUUAUUCAAAAUUUAAUCUCAAUUUAUCUAACAUAUUAUUAUUAUAUUAUUAUUUUUUUCUUUUUAACAUACAUAUUAGAUACAGAUAUAUAUAGACUCAAUAUUUAUUUAUAUAAUUUUAUGUAUACAUAAUAUACAUUAUAUUUUUGUAUCUCUAAGAUUGCUGUUUGCAUAUUUUGACAAAUAGAAUAAAAACGCGAGUGUGAAAUUACGGGCGCUGGUAUUAUGUCUCUACCAACACUUUUACUUUGCAUUUAUUCAGAAGUCAUAAAAAAUACAUAAAAUUUUAGUGUAUAGAGCCAAUACACUAAAAUUUAUUUUUUUAAUGUAUUAAUGAGACACUUAAUCUUAUAUGAAAAAAAAAAUUAAUUGUAGACGCGCAUAAUGGACAAGUAUUUCCAAAUUGCGAUUUAUGAGCUGUAGUGUAGUUUGUAUGAUGCUUUGAUAUAUAAUUAGGUACUUACAUAAGUAUAUCUUAAGUUAUAAUAAAAAAUAUAUAAAAUGCGAAACGCAAGUCUCAUUAUAACAUUGAAAUAAGCAAAAAAAAAAAACAUAAAUUAUAAAUUUUUUGUCGUAUACUAGUAGUGCGAUAUAUUACGUAAGUGUUACGAUAUACUACACUAGUUGUACGACAUAUUACACUAGUUGUACGAUGUACUACAUUAGUGGUACGAUAUAUUACACUAGUUAUACGAUUUACUAUAUGUGUAUCCUCAGGAAUGGCAACGCAUGGAAGGUAUCAUCGGCAAAACAAUUUACUCUGUUAUGUCCAUGGUAUUGCUCAUGUCUAUACGCGACGGUUACCGCUUCCCAUCAGGUGGGCCGUCAGCUUGUUGCCAUUCUAAGUUGCAUAAAAAAUACUAUACUCGUAGUACGAUAUACUACACUAGUUGUACGACGUAUUACACUAGUGGUACAAUAUACUACAUUAGUAGUAGAUUAUGCUGCUUUAAUAGAACAUCUGUGAAUUCUGUAACAGUUGAUUUCAAGUAUUAUAUUUUUUUAUAAUAUUAAUAUUUUUAAAUAAUGGAAAAUUUUUAAACUAUUUUUAUUAAUUUUAAUGUUCAGACUCACAAUACCAGCGCGCUGUAUUCUCAACUAACGUUCACAGUAGUGUUAGUUGAUGUGAUGUGGACAUAUGGACAAAUAAGUCGAGUAGUCGUGUGUAGCUAGUCGGCGUCGUGUGUACUUACGUAACGUUACGUUACAUUAUGAUUUACAUGAAGAUAGUGACACAUUACAGAAUAUGAAUGUUUGUAUGUAAAUUUUAUAAAAUAAACACCCAUUGUGUGUGAA
Messenger RNA from Galleria mellonella (greater wax moth), 9025 nucleotides. RefSeq lists its product as uncharacterized. The record is from RefSeq and is a predicted model, not a curated record. Gene Ontology annotation, biological process: regulation of cell differentiation. Gene Ontology annotation, cellular component: membrane. Lineage: Eukaryota; Metazoa; Arthropoda; Insecta; Lepidoptera; Pyralidae. Bases 195 to 1061 code for a protein of 288 amino acids. The transcript is spliced from 9 exons.